Parnassius mnemosyne (clouded apollo) is the source of this 2991-nucleotide messenger RNA. The record is from the annotation of a GenBank genome assembly. NCBI's taxonomy places the organism in Eukaryota, Metazoa, Arthropoda, Insecta, Lepidoptera, Papilionidae.
AUGCGAGACGGGUCCAGGCCCGGCCCGAGUGGUGGCUCUACGGGGCACGCGUUUGACAAAGACUUCGAAGGGUCGUCAUUUACCGAAGACAGCAGCAAUGAAGAGCUGGCGUCUCUGAGGACUCUGCUGCAUUUUCCCGAAGAAGUCGCCCUUAGACUCACUGACACUGAAUACAAGAUAUUUUACCAGGUGCCACCAAUCGACUACCUCCGCCAGGUUACCCUAGACCUGGGCGGCGAAGGUAUCCUCGGCGCAGUCAGCGAGCGUCAGAUGAUAAGGAGACCACCGCCAACGCACACACCACAAGCUAGAAGCACUGUCAGGACUUUGAUCAGGAGAUUUAACGAGGUGUCCGCAUGGGUGACGGAGCUGGUGCUGACGUCCACUCCGGAGGAUAGAAAGGCCACAUUGGCAUGUAUCCUGAGGAUCGCGCUAACAUGUUGGAAUAUAGGCAACUUUAACGGCGCCAUGGAGAUUGUAGCUGGACUCAAAUCUCACAAACUGAAGUCGUUCUGGUUCAGUAUAUCUGACGAGCCGCUGCCAGCCCUGGACUUCCUCUCAGCUGCCCUGCUCUCAGCUGAGUACGAGCGAGCAUUGGGUCGAGCUCUCGCUAUGCCCGAGUGUCGACUCAUACCAUUUUUCGGUGCUUUCCUCAGAGAGUUAAGAGAGAUAUUGGCGGCAACGCCAUCUUUGACCAGUCAGUCAAUGACCUCCACGCCCACCCAUAGAAGAGAGUUCAAACGGGAUUCAAUUAAAGAAGACAGAAGCUCGCUAAAAAAAGAAAGCAGUAGACGAGAAAGCGGUAUGAGGACGGACCAGAGUACCACAGCAAGUCCUUUAAGGGACAGUUUCAAACGGGACUCGAGAUUAAAUGAGACUAACAGACAAGUGUACAUAGCGUCAUUUGACGAGGAGGGUGAGCAGGCACCAGGCUGGAGGCGAGUGGGACCAGAGGGCAUGGUGAACUUGGAGAAGGUGUACAGAACGCAAGCGGUCAUGGACCACAUAGCAAGUUUCCACCAGCAUAGAUACGCACUGGCCAGAACUGCACCGCCCGUUUUUGGGGAUUACCUGAGAACAGCAAUCACAGCAUGCGAAGACCCGGUCUUCGCACAACCAUCUCAGAAAACCACGGGCAGCGACUUUGAGAACGAGGCCUUAUACGAACUGGAAGGGGGAGGCUACUGUCCUGUCCAACCCCUACCACACGAUCAUGGGGUGACCAUGUUUCCUCUAGCACCACAGAAUGGAGAAAGAAUGGACAGACAUGUUUUACAAGUAAUGCACCAUGGUACCGCGUGUGUGGUGGGUGAAGCGGAAUGGUGCGGGACCUUCGCUCACUUGAGGCUGGAACGCGCUUGCGCCCUUCUAACUUGGUGUCGCACAGCUCAUCGGCCACAUUCACAACACGGAGAAACCCCAUCGGAGAGUGUGCAACAGCCUGAAAUCAAUCUAUCAUACAACCCCGAGGAAGUCAUACCGAUCAAAUACACGAUGAAUCUAGCACACGAAAAUGAAGCGGGCAUCGUUGGGGACGAAGGGUUCAUCGACCUUCAGUGCGUAAAGGACAUGCGUCUCGGGGGCAAGCUCCUGGAACCGCGGGAUAUUACCGAGCUGACGGCGUGUGCUAAACGCCAUGGUCUGGAGACUUGUUCCCAAGUACCCCACAUCAUUUCCCUGGUCUACGGGAGAACGUUAAGCGACAAUAGGACUGUACAUUUUUUACUUCCGCCAUAUUCUUACAGAGUGUGGGCAGUCGGUCUGCACGCCGUGAUCAGAGCGUUGAUGACACAGACCAAGCUCGCAGACAGGAGUCUGGCCUGGCUGAAGAACAAGUACACCGCUUUAUAUUACGAGGAUAGUUGCUGUUGUGAGCCUGUAGUCUCUGAUGCCAUUAGGGUAUUUGGCGGCAGAGACUCGACUUGCGGCGCGUCCUCACACUCCACUCCUGUCAGAGGAGCCUUCUCGGAGUCCCAUGGAGACUCUUUAAGGGGGGCAGGAAUUAAAUUCAAGAAAAACAAAUCAACUUCAGAACUGAAGAGCUCGCCUAAGAACUACGCUUCGAGCUUCGCCUCCGGACCUAAAAGCGAUGAUGAGGCGAUUCAGGGAUCACCUAGAAACAGUUCCUACUCAGCGGUCGUCGGCCACCACCAACACUGUCCACCACGACACAGCAGUCUUACAGCGGCCGCGACUAGCAUCAUGGCUGGCACGCCUAAUAGGAGUAGCUUAAGACGAUUGGACACAGGCGAACGGUUUUGGGAGAACAUCAAAAAUCUGCGGACCGGUUCCGUCAGCUACGACACCCAACUCGACUUUAUGGAUUUCGUCGCAUUGUUCAGGAGUUUCAGUUUAGUAAUGCGGUCGGAGCUGAGGGAUGUGUUUGAACAGCUCGCCGUGCCGCGGCCACGGUACUCUCUGCUGGGUGCUGAAAGGAGUCGCAGCUCGCCCGAGUUGUUUCGCAGCAAAACAUCCUUCAGAACAGGUCUUUUAACGAGGAACGGGUCGUUAGAUCUGGACCCGCCAAGUGACAAAGCCAGCAGAAAAAAGGCAUUCGAUGUUCUAGCAGCUGCCGCAUUGCCAGGAGCAAGUCCAGACAUGAGCGGGAGGGUGUUGUCGUUGCCGACCCUCGGCAAGUUUUGCGAGACGAGGCAGAACGAACCUAAGAAUGAGCAACAGCUGAAAGAUAUUAUACAGCGGCACGAGCCAGACCCAGUGUUAAGGGCGGAGAACUGCUUGUCCUUCGAAGGCUUCGUGCGCUUCCUCACCGACAAAGACAACUACGCGUUCGUUCCGGAACAGAGAAGACAGCAAGGUCCCCUCAGCCAGUACUACAUCGCCAGCAGCCACAACACCUACCUGACCGGACACCAACUGAAGGGGGAGUCCUCUGUAGAACUCUAUAGUCAGGUAAGUGACCAGAUAAGUCUUGAUUCCCCUUUUUUAUAUUGUAGACGCAAGAGAGAACUACCACAUACACAAUACACCUAA